GCCAUGCACAUGCUUGGUAGAUCUUGUCCCUAUUGCGAAUCUCUGCCUGCUGCGGUCCGAGCUGCAUGGAAGCUUUCCUCCUUCUAAAGGUAAAGAAUGCAAUAGUAGGUUCGUCUCUCCCUGUUCCAGAGCGAGGCAAAGAGUGAAAGAUGGAGGCCAAGAGGAAGCCCAGCCCCCAAGGGGCAAGUUCCUUACCAAUCAUGUCGACAGGAGAAUCCCCUGCGAAAGGCGAGGACUCAAGCUUGCCGUCUGCGGCUGUCCCUCCUCCUGUUGCUGUAGCGAUGGAUUGUGAUUCUCCGUCAAAAAAUGGGGCGAAUCGGGAUAUAGAAAUCCAAAAAGGCGAAGAUGCCGCCAUGCCAAAGGCGGACGGUGAUCCAAUCUUGCCACCUAUGACUAAUACCGGUAAUUCUCGUGUAGUUGAUCCGACUGGGGCCUUGUUGGCGUCAUUCAUUCAAAAGACGGCCCCAUCAAGUACUGAAAUCGCCCAUCGAGCAAUCGAUGAAAUUGUGGCGGGUGCUUUGUCCGCAGUUCAAGAUUUGCCCACUGAACUAGAUCCUACAAACCACCACCACCAAAACAGCAACAAUAACAUCCCCUCCGAGCCAGGGGCAUAUGCCAUGGCUCCUAUUGCAGGGGACAAUGGGACACCCACUACCAACAUGAAUGCUGCCAGGCCGAAUUUAUCACAAGAGGCAGCAGUCCCUGAAGACACCGAUACAACUUCGCCGUUGCAUGAUGCUGAGUCAGGUCUAGCCGUUGCCAAGCCAGUGCGAUUUCACGAGAUGUCUGAAGACUUCUUGCCCCAUGCAGAAGAACUGGAAGAAAGCGAAAGGCAGACAUCAACAGACGAGAAUUCAAAUAGGAAGAAGCUUCAAAUCGUUGGAGGCGUGUUCCUACUCGCCGUGUUAGUAGCUAUGAUUGGUGUUGUGGCAAUGGCCAGCCAGCAAAGCUCACGAUUCGACAUUGCGACAGGCAAUGAAUCUGAAGAGUUGAUUCCAUCCACAGAAACCCCUUCGACUGCACCCACAAUGGUUGCUGAUGCCUGGGCAGGGCUUCCGGAAAGCACAAUCCUUGCCCUAGAAGACCCAAUGACUCCACAAUCAAGAGCCUAUGAAUGGAUCAUGAAUGAUCCCAACAGAUCAUCCUACCCUGACUGGAAAGUACUACAAAGAUUUGCCUUGGCUGCUAUUUACUAUAGUACUGGUGGGGAAGAAUGGAAUCUACAGAAGGACUGGCUCAGCUACACUGUGGAUGAAUGCUCUUGGUAUUUCAGAAGUCUCGUAGGUGGUGUUGAGGACUUUUUCCUCUUUGAAGAAACUGCAGAAAUGACCUCAGAGGUUGAACAUGUGCACUCUGCCUGCAGCGAUGAUGGGCAGUACCUUCAUUUAGUCUUUACGGAGAACAACAUGUAUGGAACUCUUCCACCAGAGCUCUCUAUGUUGGACUCUCUGAAGAUUCUGGAAGUUGGAGCUAACGAGAACCUCUAUGGCUCGGUGCCAUCAGAGAUUGGCCUCAUGACAAGCCUGAAGAGGUUCUAUACAGACCGCAACCAGCACACUGGUCAGAUCCCAACUGAACUUGGUCGACUUUCUCAGCUUGAGGAGCUUGACCUCAGCAAUAACCUCUUCACUGGAUUUAUCCCAAGUGAAAUUGGUAAUAUGGAAGCCCUGAGCUUCCUAAACUUACGAUAUUGCUAUGACAUGACAGGCACCCUUCCGACGGAGCUCUACAAGUUGACCAACAUGGUCACCUUCCAAGUUCAGCAUUUGGAGAAGCUUAUUGGUGGGGAACUGCUCCCUGCGAUUGGACUGAUGACAAACUUGGAAUACUUCAAUGUCCAUCAUGUUCCGUUCAAGAGCUCUAUUCCGACAGAAAUUGGCUUGCUCUCUAGCCUACGUCGACUAAAUCUGUGGAAAUGCAGCAUCACAGGAACUCUCCCGAGUGAGUUGUUCCAACUAACCAACAUGUGGAGGCUAGACAUUGAUGACAAUGAAAUCACUGGAACUAUCCCAACAGAAUUUGGACUAUUUACAGAUUUGACCAUGGCAUGGAUGAAUGGGAACAGCUUCUCUGGGACACUUCCUGCCUCCAUUUUGGAUAGCUGGGGACAGCUGUCAUUUCUCAAGAUUCACAACAACAAUCUAGAUGGUUCACUGCCGUCCGAGCUUGGUCAGUUGACCUCUCUGAAACUCCUGUGGCUGUCUCAUAAUCAAUUUUUUGGGACUAUCCCAUCACAGCUAGGGCUGCUGAACAAUGUGACAGAGCUGUUCCUCCAUGGUACCAAUAUCAGUGGUACCAUCCCCGAAACCUUAACAAAGAUGGACGGCUUGGAGAUGCUAACGGUAUCCAAUACCUCACUGACUGGGUCCAUUCCCAAUGGCCUCUGUGACCGAAUCUGGGACAUGACCCAUACAUGCAACGUUUACUUUGGUGGUAUGUGGAUAUUCUGCGAAGAUGUGGAGAGGGCCAACUUUACCUGCUCAUCUACAAGUCUUUGUGGCUGUGAUGCAUGUGGACCUUGCAACACUUCAACGAUUGGCAGCUAGUGCCAGCAUUUUUAUAACUUUUCAUUUUUGUAUAGAUGAUUUUGAAUGCC
Messenger RNA from Seminavis robusta, 2596 nucleotides. The record is from the annotation of a GenBank genome assembly. NCBI's taxonomy places the organism in Eukaryota, Bacillariophyta, Bacillariophyceae, Naviculales, Naviculaceae.